AUGGUAGGACAGCAAUAUUCCAGUGCCCCACUGCGUACAGUAAAAGAGGUCCAGUUUGGUCUUUUUUCGCCCGAAGAAGUUAGAGCGAUAAGUGUAGCUAAAAUUAGAUUCCCGGAAACAAUGGAUGAAACUCAAACAAGAGCUAAAAUUGGCGGGUUGAACGAUCCUAGAUUAGGCUCUAUUGACCGUAACUUAAAAUGUCAAACUUGCCAAGAAGGUAUGAACGAGUGUCCUGGUCAUUUUGGUCAUAUCGAUCUGGCCAAACCUGUUUUUCAUGUUGGUUUCAUUGCUAAAAUCAAGAAACUUUGUGAAUGUGUCUGUAUGCACUGUGGUAAACUAUUACUCGAUGAACAUAAUGAAUUAAUGAGACAAGCCUUGGCAAUUAAGGACAGCAAGAAGAGAUUCGCUGCAAUUUGGACUUUAUGUAAAACUAAAAUGGUUUGCGAAACAGACGUUCCUUCAGAAAAUGAUCCUACUCAACUUGUUUCAAGAGGGGGUUGUGGUAACACGCAACCCACGGUUCGUAAGGAUGGGUUGAAACUGGUUGGUAGUUGGAAAAAAGAUAGAGCUUCAGGAGAUGCUGAUGAGCCAGAAUUAAGAGUCUUGAGCACGGAAGAAAUCUUGAAUAUAUUUAAACAUAUCUCGGUGGAGGAUUUCACUAGUUUGGGUUUUAACGAAGUCUUUUCUCGUCCGGAAUGGAUGAUUCUGACGUGUCUUCCUGUCCCACCACCACCAGUUCGUCCAUCUAUUUCCUUUAAUGAAUCCCAAAGAGGUGAGGAUGAUUUGACGUUUAAAUUGGCUGACAUUUUGAAGGCGAAUAUUAGUUUGGAAACAUUAGAGCAUAAUGGUGCUCCUCAUCAUGCCAUUGAAGAGGCAGAAAGUUUAUUACAGUUUCAUGUUGCCACCUACAUGGAUAAUGAUAUUGCUGGUCAACCACAAGCUCUACAAAAGUCCGGCCGUCCCGUUAAGUCGAUUCGUGCUCGUUUGAAGGGUAAGGAAGGUCGUAUUAGGGGUAAUUUAAUGGGUAAGCGUGUAGACUUCUCAGCAAGAACAGUUAUUUCUGGUGACCCUAAUUUGGAAUUAGAUCAAGUCGGUGUUCCAAAAUCUAUUGCCAAGACUUUGACAUAUCCAGAAGUCGUUACUCCUUAUAAUAUAGAUCGUCUAACGCAACUUGUUCGAAAUGGGCCAAAUGAGCAUCCUGGUGCCAAAUACGUCAUUCGUGAUAGCGGGGAUCGUAUAGAUUUAAGAUAUAGCAAAAGAGCUGGUGAUAUACAACUACAGUACGGUUGGAAAGUGGAGCGUCACAUCAUGGAUAAUGAUCCAGUUUUGUUCAACCGUCAGCCUUCGCUGCAUAAAAUGUCUAUGAUGGCUCACAGAGUGAUAGUUAUCCCAUAUUCUACAUUCAGAUUGAAUUUGUCCGUCACUUCUCCAUAUAAUGCCGAUUUUGAUGGUGACGAAAUGAAUCUUCACGUUCCUCAAUCUGAGGAGACGAGGGCUGAACUGUCUCAACUAUGCGCUGUUCCUUUACAAAUCGUGUCGCCACAGUCUAACAAACCUUGUAUGGGUAUUGUGCAAGAUACUUUAUGUGGUAUUCGAAAAUUAACAUUAAGAGAUACAUUUAUAGAACUUGACCAAGUUUUGAAUAUGCUGUAUUGGGUUCCGGAUUGGGAUGGUGUUAUUCCCACGCCUGCAAUUAUCAAACCCAAACCUUUGUGGUCAGGUAAACAAGUCUUAUCCGCGGCCAUUCCAAGUGGUAUUCAUUUGCAACGUUUCGAUGAAGGUACAACUUUGCUUUCUCCAAAGGAUAAUGGUAUGCUUAUCAUCGAUGGUCAAAUUGUAUUUGGUGUCGUUGAAAAGAAAACCGUUGGUUCGUCCAAUGGCGGUUUAAUUCAUGUCGUUACUAGGGAAAAGGGACCCCAAGUCUGUGCUAAACUAUUUGGUAAUAUACAGAAAGUUGUUAACUUUUGGUUGUUACAUAAUGGUUUCUCAACAGGUAUUGGGGAUACCAUAGCUGAUGGGCCAACAAUGAGAGAAAUUACAGAAACAAUUGCAGAAGCUAAAAAGAAGGUUUUUGAUGUCACAAAGGAAGCUCAGGCAAACUUAUUGACUGCUAAACAUGGUAUGACCCUCCGUGAAUCGUUUGAAGAUAAUGUUGUUCGGUUCUUAAAUGAAGCAAGAGAUAAAGCAGGUCGUUUAGCUGAAGUUAAUUUAAAGGAUUUAAACAAUGUGAAACAAAUGGUUAUGGCAGGUUCCAAGGGUUCAUUCAUUAAUAUCGCGCAAAUGUCAGCUUGUGUAGGGCAGCAGUCUGUUGAAGGUAAACGUAUUGCUUUUGGGUUCGUUGAUCGUACCUUACCACAUUUUUCUAAGGAUGACUAUUCUCCAGAGUCUAAAGGUUUCGUUGAAAAUUCAUAUUUGAGAGGUUUGACCCCACAAGAGUUUUUUUUCCAUGCAAUGGGUGGUCGUGAAGGUCUUAUCGAUACUGCUGUUAAAACAGCUGAAACAGGUUAUAUUCAACGUCGUUUAGUCAAAGCUUUAGAAGAUAUCAUGGUCCAUUACGAUAACACCACAAGAAAUUCGUUGGGUAACGUUAUUCAGUUUAUUUAUGGUGAAGAUGGUAUGGAUGCUGCACACAUUGAAAAACAAUCACUGGAUACGAUUGGUGGUUCUGACAAAGCCUUCGAAAAGAGAUACAGAAUUGACUUAUUGAAUCCAGAACACAUCCUGGAUCCUUCACUAUUAGAAUCUGGAUCUGAAAUCCUAGGUGAUCUGAAACUUCAAGUCUUACUGGACGAAGAGUACAAACAAUUAGUGAAAGACCGUAAGUUUUUAAGAGAAGUUUUUGUCGAUGGUGAAGCAAACUGGCCAAUGCCCGUCAAUAUAAGACGUAUUAUUCAAAAUGCUCAACAAACUUUCCACAUCGAUCAUACAAGACCAUCCGAUCUAACAAUCAAAGAAAUUGUUAUUGGUGUGAAAGAUUUACAGGAAAACCUACUGGUGUUACGUGGGAAGAAUGAAAUCAUACAAAAUGCUCAACAGGAUGCAGUUACCUUAUUCUGUUGCUUGUUCCGUUCCCGUUUGGCCACUCGCAGAAUCUUACAAGAAUAUAGACUAACAAAGCAGGCAUUCGAAUGGGUUUUAAGUAAUAUCGAAGCACAAUUUCUCCGUUCGGUUGUUCACCCUGGUGAAAUGGUUGGGGUUCUUGCAGCUCAAUCCAUCGGUGAACCAGCUACACAAAUGACACUUAAUACUUUCCAUUUUGCCGGUGUUGCUUCCAAGAAAGUUACCUCUGGUGUUCCACGUUUAAAGGAAAUCUUAAACGUUGCCAAAAACAUGAAAACUCCUUCUUUAACUGUUUACUUAGAACCUGGCCAUGCUGCCGAUCAAGAACAGGCAAAGCUAAUUAGAUCUGCCAUUGAACAUACUACUUUAAAGAGUGUAACUAUUGCUUCAGAGAUCUAUUAUGAUCCUGAUCCACGUUCCACAGUUAUUCCUGAAGAUGAAGAGAUUAUUCAACUUCAUUUCUCUCUGCUAGAUGACGAAGCCGAACAAUCUUUUGACCAACAAUCACCUUGGUUGUUGCGUUUGGAAUUAGAUCGUGCGGCAAUGAACGAUAAAGAUCUAACUAUGGGGCAAGUUGGUGAAAGAAUCAAGCAAACUUUCAAAAACGAUCUUUUUGUUAUCUGGUCUGAGGAUAAUGAUGAAAAAUUGAUUAUUCGUUGUCGUGUAGUUCGUCCUAAGUCACUAGACGCUGAAACUGAAGCUGAAGAAGAUCAUAUGUUGAAGAAAAUCGAGAACACUAUGCUGGAAAACAUUACAUUACGUGGUGUUGAAAACAUUGAGCGUGUUGUGAUGAUGAAAUACGACCGUAAAGUGCCAAGCCCAACUGGUGAAUACGUUAAGGAACCUGAAUGGGUGUUAGAAACAGAUGGUGUUAACUUAUCUGAAGUUAUGACCGUUCCUGGUAUCGACCCAACUAGGAUAUACACUAACUCGUUUAUCGAUAUUAUGGAAGUUUUGGGUAUUGAAGCUGGUCGUGCAGCCUUGUAUAAGGAAGUUUACAAUGUUAUUGCUUCUGAUGGUUCGUAUGUCAACUACCGUCAUAUGGCCUUACUAGUUGAUGUUAUGACGACUCAGGGUGGUUUAACUUCUGUUACUCGUCAUGGUUUCAACAGAUCGAAUACUGGUGCCUUGAUGAGAUGUUCAUUCGAAGAAACCGUCGAAAUCUUGUUUGAAGCGGGUGCCUCUGCCGAAUUAGAUGAUUGUCGCGGUGUUUCCGAAAAUGUUAUACUUGGUCAAAUGGCUCCAAUCGGUACCGGUGCAUUUGAUGUGAUGAUUGAUGAAGAAUCAUUGGUCAAAUACAUGCCAGAACAAAAAAUCACUGAGAUUGGAGAUGGACAAGAUGGUGGUGCCACUCCAUACAGCAAUGAAAGCGGUUUGGUCAAUGCCGAUCUUGAUGUUAAGGAUGAAUUGAUGUUUUCACCUCUGGUCGAUUCUGGUUCAAACGAUGCUAUGGCUGGAGGAUUCACAGCUUACGGCGGUGCUGAUUAUGGUGAAGCAACAUCUCCAUUUGGAGCCUAUGGUGAAGCACCUACAUCUCCCGGAUUUGGAGUCUCUUCACCGGGUUUCUCUCCAACUUCCCCAACAUACUCUCCUACCUCUCCAGCAUACUCCCCCACAUCACCAUCAUAUUCCCCUACAUCACCUAGUUACAGCCCCACAUCUCCAUCAUACUCGCCAACAUCUCCAUCUUACUCACCAACAUCUCCAUCUUACUCACCAACAUCACCAUCUUAUUCACCAACAUCACCAUCUUAUUCACCAACAUCACCAUCGUUCUCUCCCACAUCACCUAGUUACAGCCCCACAUCUCCGUCUUAUUCACCUACAUCUCCAUCAUACUCCCCUACGUCACCAAGCUAUAGCCCAACGUCCCCUAGCUAUAGUCCAACAUCGCCAGCCUAUUCACCAACAUCACCAAGCUAUAGUCCUACAUCUCCUUCGUACUCUCCAACGUCCCCAUCUUACUCCCCAACAUCUCCUUCCUACUCUCCCACUUCUCCCAACUAUAGCCCUACUUCACCUUCUUAUUCCCCAACAUCUCCAGGCUAUAGUCCAGGAUCUCCUGCAUAUUCUCCAAAGCAAGACGAACAAAAGCAUAAUGAAAAUGAAAAUUCCAAAUGA
This is a messenger RNA of Saccharomyces kudriavzevii IFO 1802, 5181 nucleotides long. It is a transcript of the gene RPO21, whose product is annotated as DNA-directed RNA polymerase II subunit RPB1. Gene Ontology annotation, molecular function: DNA binding. The record is from RefSeq and is a predicted model, not a curated record. Gene Ontology annotation, cellular component: RNA polymerase II, core complex. Lineage: Eukaryota; Fungi; Ascomycota; Saccharomycetes; Saccharomycetales; Saccharomycetaceae. Gene Ontology annotation, biological process: transcription by RNA polymerase II. The transcript has a single exon. Bases 1 to 5181 code for a protein of 1726 amino acids.